AUGGAUACUCUUCCAUCAAACCAUUUCUUAUUCACAUCUGAGUCAGUAACCUUAGGUCAUCCUGAUAAACUCUCUGACUACAUAUCUGAUUCUGUUUUAGACGCUUGUUUAGAAAAAGACCCUGAAUCCAAAGUAGCUUGUGAGACUGCUUGCAAGAAUUCCACAGUUAUGGUAUUUGGUGAAAUAUCGUCAGCCUAUCCAAAUAUAGUAUACGAGCAUGUAGUUCGUUAGGCUAUAAAAGAAGCGGGUUAUGACAGUAUUGAUAAAGGUUUAGAUUACAAAAAUGUCUUCGUAAUGGUCGCGUUAGAUUAAUAAUCAAUUGAAAUAGCAGAUGCAGUCCAUAAAAAUAAAAACUACGAAGAUGUAACAGCAGGAGAUUAAGGUCUUAUGAUUGGUUAUGCUUCUGAUGAAACUAAAGAAAUGAUGCCUUUAACCCAUUUGUUAUGUAAUAGAUUAGUCGAAAGAUUAAUGGAGUGUAGAUAGGGGGGUAUUUGUGAUUGGAUGAGGCCUGAUGCAAAAGUAUAAGUUACAGUGGAAUAUAAAUAAGAAGGAACUUAAAUUACUCCCUUGAGAGUACAUACAGUUUUGAUUUCAUAAUAACAUAUUCCUUCGAUUUCUUAUGAGAAGAUUUAACACGAUAUUCUUACUUAGGUCAUUAAGGUUGUUAUCCCUGCUAAAUAUUUAGAUGAUAAAACUAUCUUCCAUAUUAACCCUUCUAGAUCUUUUAUUGUAGGAGGACCCUGUGGAGACGCUGGGUUAACAGGAAGAAAAAUCAUCGUUGAUACCUAUGGAGGAUGGGGUGGUCAUGGAGGUGGUGCCUUCUCUGGAAAAGAUCCGACUAAAGUUGAUAGAUCAGCAGCUUAUGCAGUUAGAUGGGUAGCUAAGUCUUUGGUUAGUAAUGGUUUUUGUAAAAGAGCGUUAGUUUAGGUCUCUUAUGGAAUCGGUAUUGCGAAACCUUUAAGUAUUUAUGUUAAUACUUAUGAUACAGCAAUAUAAGGAUACAAUGAUUUUGAUUUAAAAGAUAUUGUUGUAAAAGCUUUUGAUUUAAGACCAGGUAUUAUUAUUAGAGAUUUGUAGUUGAAAAGACCUAUUUAUAAAAAAACUGCACAUGGAGGACAUUUUGGAAGGGAUGAUCCUGAUUUUACUUGGGAAAUUCCUAAAGAUUUAUCAUAAUAUAAAAAAUAAUAAUGAGAAAAGAUAAUGAAAUUUUUUAUAUAUAUAUAAUAUUUAAAAAAUUAAUUAUUUGUGAUAUUAUUUUUAUUUUUGAUAAUUUUUUUAAAGAUUUUUUUUUUUUAA
Messenger RNA from Ichthyophthirius multifiliis, 1296 nucleotides. RefSeq names its product S-adenosylmethionine synthetase, putative. The record is from RefSeq and is a predicted model, not a curated record. The transcript has a single exon. Gene Ontology annotation, cellular component: cytosol. Lineage: Eukaryota; Ciliophora; Oligohymenophorea; Hymenostomatida. Gene Ontology annotation, molecular function: methionine adenosyltransferase activity; ATP binding. Gene Ontology annotation, biological process: S-adenosylmethionine biosynthetic process.